CUGGUCGCUAACAGUAACUUUUAUCAUCCCGUCCUGUACACAUCCACCAAAAAUGUUUGCUAAAGUGUUGUUGUUAUCUCUAGUGUGCACUGCUGUGCAAUCCGCUGUCGCCAGGGAUGACUUGGGUGUCAAAUAUAUCAUGAGGAUAUACGAAGACUGCCAAAGGAGCGAUGGAAUCAUGCCUUGUUUGAAGAAGAAAGCUAUUCUCUUCUUUGACAGAGCUGCAAGGAUGGACGCGAUACCAGUAGUGGAUGGUGUUGAUAUAGUGAAGACUUCAGAGUCAGAAGUAACGCCAAUGAGUGAGAAUGACAUAGAGUCGACAUUGCCAAGGAAUUUGAAUGAUAAGAAUGAAGCUCUAACGGAUAUGCUGUGGGACAGGAUUGCGUCGUUUGCCAACUCCAGGACUAUUCAGUUGUCGUUGCCAAGGAUAACUGGACAGGAUCUCAACAAAGGAGUUGAGGAAGGUCGGGGCAAGAUGAAGAAGAUGAUGGGCAUGAUGAUGAUGGGCGCUAGUAUGAAGAUGGCGGCUCUCAUACCUCUCGCCAUUGCUGGACUCUUCGUGCUAGCUGGGAAAGCCCUCAUAGUCGCUAAGAUCGCUCUCCUUCUGUCUGGAAUCAUCGCACUAAAGAAGAUCAUGUCACAAAAAGGAGGUGGCCAUGAAAGCCACGGGUGGUCUUCAGGCGGAAGCAGCGGUGGCUGGGACCGUAGGACAUACCACGACGCGUCUGACCUAGCCUACUCAGCCUACAAAACCAACUAGACACAUCUCUUUCCUUACUUACCUUGAUCUUCAAGGCAUGAUAAGCUAGCUCUCUGUCUAUGUGAUAUAAUUUAUAAACCCACCUUUAUGGUUUAUGGUACUUCUGUGGUUGUAAAUUGGCUCCAAGAGCCGAUCGACGGUACUUUUUAUUAAAAGACGUAUUUAUUUUAGUAGUAAGUUAAGACUGUAUAGAUUAAUUUAUUUAUUUAUUUAUUGACGAACUGUGCCUGAAUACUCAUUAACUUUAAAAGUGUUUAAUUUAUUUUGUUACUAUAAUUUUGUUCGAAUUAGUUUUUGGUUGUCUUUGUUUAUUUAUUUUUGUUUGAAUAUUCUUUGUUUAAAAUUAUUUCAUUUGUCUAUUUUUAAUUGUCUCAUGAUCUGUGUUUUGCAUUUGGUAACAUAGUGGAUUAAAUAAAAUCUAUGAUACGAAC
Molecule: messenger RNA, 1191 nt
Organism: Plodia interpunctella (Indianmeal moth)
Lineage: Eukaryota; Metazoa; Arthropoda; Insecta; Lepidoptera; Pyralidae
Exons: 3
Coding region: 53-760 (235 amino acids)
Cellular component (GO): membrane
Source: RefSeq, a predicted model, not a curated record